Messenger RNA from Cryptomeria japonica (Japanese cedar), 1335 nucleotides. RefSeq lists its product as uncharacterized. The coding region runs from base 185 to 997 and encodes 270 amino acids. The transcript is spliced from 3 exons. The record is from RefSeq and is a predicted model, not a curated record. Lineage: Eukaryota; Viridiplantae; Streptophyta; Pinopsida; Cupressales; Cupressaceae.
AGAGCACAGCGUACGUUGCAAGGAAUUACUUAUCACCUCAAAGCUCCUGGAUCAUGGCCUUCCACGUUAUGAGUUAAACACGAUUAUUAAUGAAACCCUUCCCGCUCUCUCAAGUAUAAACUCGAGGACAUGAAAAAGUAUAGAACACGAGGCAACUAGAUGUGCUGCAGGAAAAUACAGAGAGAUGGGUUCUGAUAAAACCUCAAAAUCUGCUCAAGACCUGAAUGGGGAUGUAGAAGAAUUUGACAAAGAGCUGGCAAAAAUCAACAACAACAAUGGGAGAUGGGAGGAAGAGGCCUCAGAUUGGGACACUAAAAGGCAGGCGGAAUGGACCCCAGCUCCUGCCAAGACUUUCCAGCCGCCUCUCUCGCAAGAGCUUCAACUGCAGCUGGAUGCUGCCAGGGCCUUUAAAGUUCUUUUCUUCGCAGGUCGCGAGGACAAGUCCGGCCACUUCUCCAGUGACUCCGAAGAAGAAGAAGAACAAGAAGAAGGAGAACAAGGAGGAGAACAAGGAGGAGGAGGCUCUGCAGCCCUCGCUGACAAGGAAAACGAGGUUCGGAGCUAUUUUGAGAGCGCCCUGUACGAGAAUGAAGAGCUCAGAAGACUCUAUGUGGAGAAUUGUAAGCGGGGCCUUUUCCAGUGUGCAGUUUGCGCUGCAACAAAUGGAAAGGUGUGGAGAAUUUAUCCAAACUGCGCGGGGCUUAUCCAGCAUUCGAUGACUGUGCUGCACACAAAGAGCAAGGCCGCUCACCGGGGUUAUGGCCGCGCAAUCUGUGGUCUUCUGGGCUGGGACUCUGAUAAGUUUUUAGGGCUUCUCGGAAUUAAAAAGUUAAAGUCUCUCAACCUGAGUUCCAAGGGAGAGGAGUCUGACAAGGAAACUGAUUUUAGUGGUGAAAUAACAGCUUCUGAUGAGAAUGUUGCGCAGGGGAACCCCAAGAAUGUUGAAGAAGAAAAUCCACCUUCGCCAAAACGCUCAGAGGAGUCUAUUUCUAAGUGAUGUUGAGGUUUUAUUGGUUUCAAUCAGAAGAGAAGUGAGUGGGUGAAUAGGGCCAAUUGGGCUUGGUUACACUUGCACAUAUGGACUUCCAAAUUGCUCCAAACCGGUAAUCUGAUCCUAAUUGGCACACAUUGGGAAUUAAGCAAGUAUAUUAGGUGGCAAAUAGGGUGUCUAAUUUUUAUGUUUACCUUUGUUAUAUAUUUGUUCAUUUCAAGAUCAGUCUUUAUGCAUAUCCAACGAAGAUUGGAAUCUAUAACUCUGUACUUUUUUGUGUGACUUUUGAGUAAUGAAGAUACAUCUAAUCAAACAAAGUUCGAUAUUUUAUCGAUCGCAAUGAA